Cotesia congregata is the source of this 961-nucleotide messenger RNA. Lineage: Eukaryota; Metazoa; Arthropoda; Insecta; Hymenoptera; Braconidae. The record is from the annotation of a GenBank genome assembly.
AUGGCGAAGAUCAAUUGGAUUGUCCUGUGUGUAUAUUUGCUCCCGAGCCAGCUCGACGCCGGGCUCACCGAGGAGCUGGUCAGACUCGCCAAAGGACCGAUUCAGGAGGCCUUUGAGAGCGGCGCGGCUAAUGAUUUGAAGAAUGAAGAUUGUAUCUGGAGACGCGGGUAUGAUACUGAUGAUUGUCCUGAUCCGGAUGUGCAUAUCUAUUUGUACACUCCGGGAAAACCGAGGAGGGAACUUGUCCAUGGGUCUUCAGACUGGCUGAGGAGGAGAUGACACCUUACCAAUCUCAGUCUUAAGAGACGCUUAUAUGAAAAACGGAAGCUACAACGUCUUCCUAGUAGACUGGGGCAAGUUAUCAGCAGCUCCAUGCUACCCAGCAUCAGUAGCAAACCUGCGACCAGUAGCCCGGUGUCUAUCCUUAUCAUUAACCAACCUUCGGCACCUGGGGAUGCCCAUCGCCCGUACAACCUGCGUAGGCCACUCUCUAGGCGCGCACCUCUGCGGUAUAAUGGCCAACUACCUGCUCUUCAGGAUGCACCGGAUAGUAGGCUUGGACCCGGCUCGUCCUCUGGUGCGUCCUGGCCUGGGCAACCGACUAGAUAGCGGCGACGCGGACUUCGUCGAGGUGAUCCACACCAACGCCGGGUACUACGGCGAAAUCGGGCGGGUUGGACACGUUGACGUCUGCGUUAACGGAGGUAAGGUCCAGCCGUUUUGCGAGGACAAGCAGAACCACCAAUUGUGCAGCCAUGUCUGGGUAGUUUGUUACAUGGCUCAGAGCAUCGACGGAGACAGGCCUCUGGUCGCCGAGCCUUGCUCCAGGAGGUGUCCGUCUGGUCCGAGAAUCACUGUGAGACAGGGACAGGAUCUUCUUGUUGGGCAGCACACUCCUUCUGGGUCCAAGGGGUCUUUUUGCUUGACCAGCUAUGACCCUCCUUACUGUCCCAAGUUUUCU